UGUCUUUCUCUUCGCAAACGUCACUUUCGUGGUAUUGUUUUGCGACAAAUAUUUUUUCAACAAAUUUUACUUUGUUUUUCGUGGAAAAAGUUUUAAAAAAUCUACAAUUGAACGGAAAAUGCCCCAUAUGGUUACAAUGGAGAAUGGCCAAAGCCAAACUAUACAGGAAAUGUUGGCCUGCAUCGAAAGAUACAAUCCCGACCAUUUGAAAACUUUGGAAGCCUAUAUCGAGGAUCAGGCCAAAAACAACACUUAUGAUUUGGAGGCUAAUUUGGCAGUAUUAAAAUUGUAUCAAUUCAAUCCUCAUAUGUUGAAUUUCGAUAUUACCUAUACCAUUUUGUUGAAAUCGUUGACCAGUUUGCCACAUACCGACUUUGUGAUGGCCAAGUGCUUGUUGUUGCCCCAACAAAUGAAGAAUGAGACCGUGCAAACCAUUAUCGAAUUAGCUGAUAUUUUGGAGCGUGCAGAUUUCACUUUGUUCUGGCAGCGGGCCGAAGUAAACAAGAGUAUAUUCCGUCACAUUCAAGGUUUCCAUGAUUCCAUACGUAAAUUUGUGUGCCAUGUUGUGAACAUUACUUUCCAGACGAUUAGGAGGGAUUUGUUGAAGGAAAUGUUGGGUGGCAUUGAGGAUUCCAGUGUAGACAAAUGGAUGAAGCAAUACGGCUGGAAGCGUGAGGGCAAUUUGGUGAUCGUUGCUUCUCAAGAUGAAAAAAUCAAGACCAAGAAUAUUACAGAGAAAAUUGAAUUCGACAAUUUGGGUGGUCUCAUGGCCCAGUGCUUGUAAGAGAUGGCUAAAGCAACACAAUAAUAUAAAAAUAUUACUAUUAAGCUAACUAUAUCUCUGUUCCAAAUCCCAAUCUUUUGUAUUCCCCUUUCUCAUAGAAAAACAAAAACCGUACAACCCCCCAACAUAAAACAUAAAUAAAUUAAACAACUGUGUUUUAUACAAAAAAGAACAAAA
Molecule: messenger RNA, 961 nt
Organism: Calliphora vicina (urban bluebottle blowfly)
Lineage: Eukaryota; Metazoa; Arthropoda; Insecta; Diptera; Calliphoridae
Gene: eIF3k
Product: eukaryotic translation initiation factor 3 subunit k
Exons: 3
Coding region: 119-784 (221 amino acids)
Biological process (GO): regulation of translational initiation
Cellular component (GO): eukaryotic translation initiation factor 3 complex; cytoplasm
Molecular function (GO): ribosome binding; translation initiation factor activity
Source: RefSeq, a predicted model, not a curated record